AUGCGAGAUUACAAUUUUAUGCCGGAACUUCCCUCCUGGAACCGCCUCUUGCACCACUUCAACAGCUCUGGAUUGGUUCAACAGGUAAUGCUCAUUUAUCAAGAAAUGAUCUCUUGUGGUGUGAGCCCCAAUGUGGCCACCAAGAAUAUAGUAGUUCAUGCUCUGUGUAAAGUAGGAAAUAUUGAAAGGGCUCUUGAAUUAUUGAGAAAUAAUGAACAUUUUAGAUUUGAGAGUGAUGGGGUCACUUAUAAUACUGUGAUAUGGGGUUUUUCUAAACACGGGUUUGUGGAAGCGGGACUUGGGAUUGUCUCUCAGAUGGUCAAGAGGGGCGUGAAUACUGAUAAUUUUACUUGUAAUAUACUGAUGAAGGGAUAUUGUGAAAAAGGUAUGCUGGAAAAUGCUAAAUAUGUUAUGGAAAUGUUUAAUGAUGACAUAGAGGUUGAUAAUAAAAUCUCUAUAGAUGUUGUGGGUUUUAAUAUUUUGAUACAUGGGUAUUGUAAGUCUGGUGAGGUUAGUGGCGGUCUUGAGUUGUUGAAGUGUAUGACAGUAGCUGGUGUAUUGCCUGAUAUUGUUACGUAUAAUACUUUGAUUGAUGGGUUCUGUGAAAUGGGGGAUUUUGAGAGUGCCAAGAGUCUAAUGAAUGAGCUCUUGGAGCAUAACAUUUCCAAAGGUGAUGAUGAGGAAAAAGAAGUCUCUGUAGUUGUGGAAUCAGGUUUGACAGCAAACCAUAUUACGUACACUAAUUUAAUUAGUGGAUAUUGUAAGCAACGUAGGAUUGAGGAAGCUUUGGGUACAUUUGAUGAAAUGAAUAGGAACGGGGUUGAUGCCGAUGUAGUUACAUUUAGUUCUAUUAUAAAUGGCCUUUGUAAGACUGGAAAAUUUGCUGAAGCUAGAUCACUUUUCUGGGGGAUGUUAGAGCUGGGUGUGGAUCCAAAUCGCGUUACCUACUCUAUCUUCAUUGAUUAUCUUUUUAAAAUUGGGAACAUAAUGGCUGCAUUUAGCCUGUUGACUCAAAUGGUGGUUCGUGGAAUGUCCUUUGACUUGGUGGUCUUUACCACUUUGAUUGAUGGUCUCUUUAAGGUUGGAAGGGCAGAUGAUGCUGAAGAUAUGUAUAGGAUUCUUUUGGAGGCUAAUUUAGUUCCAAGUCACAUAACUUAUUCUGCUUUGAUUGAUGGGCAUUGUAAAAUAGGUGACAUGAAGGGUGCUGAGUUUGUUCUGCAGCAAAUGGAGCAGAGAAAUGUUCUUCCAAAUGUCAUUACUUAUUCCUCUUUAAUUAACGGCUACAUGAAAAGUGGUAUGCUUGAUGCAGCUGUUAAUACCAUGAGGAACAUGGUUUGUAAAAAUGUCUUGCCUAACUUUUUUACCUAUGGUGCCCUUAUAGAUGGCUCUUUAAAAGCUGGUAAACAGGAAAUCGCUCAAGAUCUCUAUGAAGACAUGAAAUACAGAGGGGUGGAGGAGAACAACUUUAUAUUGGAUGCUUUCGUGAAUAAUUUGAAAAGGAAAGGAAGUAUGGAUGAAGCUGAGGCAUUGUUUAGAGAUUUCAUGUCAAGGGGGCUGUCAAUUGACCGUGUCAAUUACACGACCCUGAUGGAUGGACUGUUUAAAGCAGGAAAAGAUUCAUCAGCUCUUGAAUGUGCCCAGGAGAUCACAGAGAAAAAAUUAGGGUUUGAUGUUAUUGCAUACAAUGUUUUGCUUAAUGGAUUGCUUGGGCUUGGUCAUUAUGAAUUGCAAUCUGUUUAUAUUGGAAUGCAAAGAUUCGGUUUAGCUCCAGAUCUUGCCACAUUUAAUACCAUGAUCAAAGCAUAUUGUAGAGAUGGAAAAUUGGAAAAUGCUCUUCAGCUCCUUGAUGAGAUGAAAAGUCAUGGAUUAAUGCCUAAUUCAAUUACUUCUAAUAUCAUGGUGGGAGGGCUUUGUAAGUCAGGUGAAGUAGAUAAAGCAAUGGAUUUGUUGAAUGCGAUGUCUCAUGCGGGUCUGCGUCCUACCUCAAUUACUCACAAACUCCUACUUAGCGCUGCAUCAGAGAGUAAAAGGGCCGACACAAUCCUGACGAUGCAUGAGCGGCUGGUAAGGAUGGGUCUUAAUCUCAAUCAGACAACUUAUAACACUCUCAUCAGUAUCUUGUGCAGGCUAGGGAUGACUGCAAAAGCAAUGUCAGUAUUAGAAGAAAUGGUAGGAGUAGGCUUUCAAGUUGACACUAUCACUUACAAUGCUCUUAUACGUGGAUAUUGCAAAAGCUUUCAUCUAAAGAAGGCUUUUGGGAUGUAUUCUGAGAUGAUACUUAAAGAAGUUUGUCCAGAUAUUACGACGUAUAAUACUCUUCUAGGGGGACUUGCAUCAUCUGGGUCAAUGCAUGAGGUAGAUGAGUUCCUUGAUGAAAUAAAAGCAAAAGGCUUCGUCCCAAAUGCUACAACUUAUGACAUACUAGUUUCUGGCCAUGGGAAGAUUGGAAACAAGAAGGAAUCUAUAAGGUUGUAUUGUGAAAUGAUAACCAAAGGUUUUGUUCCUCGAACUAGCACUUACAACUUACUUAUCAGAGAUUUUGCGAAAGUGGGGAAGAUGAUUCAAGCUAUGGAGCUGAUGAAUGAGAUGAAAGUUAGAGGGGUGAUCCCUAAUUCCUCAACCUAUGACAUUCUUAUAAGUGGAUGGUGCCAAGUAUCAAAUCAAAUAAAGCUUGAAAAGUCAGUAAAAAAUUCAUACCAAGCAGAAGCAAGAAGGUUGUUUAAAGAGAUGAGCGAUAAAGGCUUUACUCCAAGUGAAACUACUAUUUAUAGUCUCAGUUCCGUCCUUGCAAAACCAGGAAAAGAGGUUGAUGCUCAAAGGGUGUUAGAGAAAUUAUACAAACGAAAAAGAAGUUAA
This is a messenger RNA of Fraxinus pennsylvanica, 2856 nucleotides long. Lineage: Eukaryota; Viridiplantae; Streptophyta; Magnoliopsida; Lamiales; Oleaceae. The record is from the annotation of a GenBank genome assembly.